CAAUUUUCUAUUUAACAGAAAAUAUGUCUAUAAAUUAUACCGCAUAUUUCUUACAAGCACUUCUAGUGGUUAGUUUGAUUCGUGAUUCCAUUGAAAUCGCGGAUGAAAGAUGUCAUAAAAUACCAUUAAUUAAGAAUUUUAACAUCAAAAGGAUCACUGGUCAUUGGUAUGGUCAAGAAAUAGGAGAUCUCGACGGUAACGAAAGCUCAAAACGAUGUUUACAUUACUUUACAACUCUUGAUGAACAGAACUCGAAGACAACAGUUAUUGGGUUUAGAAUAUUCAAUGGGACGAGUACCAUUGGGAAUGUUGAAAUGUUUAAAGCACACCAAGUAAAUAAUUCUUCGGAAUUUUUGAUAGAAUGGAUGGAGGGUCAAGCAAUACUAAGUGAUUGGCUAAUUGGAACCGACUAUGACACAUGGUCGGUGUAUUAUAUUUGUCGACCGGAACAAGUUGAUAGAGGAGAUAUGUUUAUUAUAACAAGGGCUAGAAAUCCGUCAAAUACUACGCUGGAGAUAGCACGCAAUUCAGUUAAAAAAUGUGGAUUGAAACUGCCAAAUUCAUAUUUUAAACGAAUCGAUCAGUCCGACUGUGUCUAUUGAGUUUCGGAUUAAUAGAUAAAUAUAUUAUUUGUUAAUAAAAAUUGUUAAUAAAUAUGUUAAUAAAAAUAAAUGUCAGUAUCAAAUA
Molecule: messenger RNA, 687 nt
Organism: Onthophagus taurus
Lineage: Eukaryota; Metazoa; Arthropoda; Insecta; Coleoptera; Scarabaeidae
Source: RefSeq, a predicted model, not a curated record